AUGGUAACAUCAAUCAAUCAAUCUCCUACCAUAGGACCCUCUGAGAAUAAAGAAAGUACAAUCGUUAUAUGGUUUGAUCCAUAUAUAAACUUAGAUCAAGAUAUAGAUAUUACAAGACAACAACUUCGUCUUGUCAAUGAUUUUGUUAUAUUUUAUACAGAUCUUGAACUUUGUAUUACAUUCAUUCAAUCUAUUAUUAAAGAAAAAAUCUUUCUUAUCACUUCAGGAUUACAAGCAUCACAAAUUUUAUCACGUAUUUCUCAUCUAUCACAAAUUCAUUCAAUUUUUAUCUUUUGCAUUAAAAAAGAUAAAUAUGAAUAUUUAAUGGAUGAUUAUUCAAAAAUUAUUGAUAUCUAUACUGAUCUUUAUACAUUAUGUCAAUCUAUACGAGAACAAAUUGAUCUUUUUUAUAAACAAAUAUUAACAUUUACACUUUUUAGUCAAGAUCAAAAAUUAACAAAACAAUCAGCUGAAUUUAUUUGUUUUCAUUUAUUUAAUUAUAUUAUCGGACAGUUACCAGAUGAUUUACAUGCAAAAGAACAUAUGGUUGAGAUUUGUCGACAAUAUUAUAAUGGAAAUUUAAGAGAAUUAGCAUUAAUUAAGGACUUUGAACGUAGUUAUAAACCAGAAGAUGCUAUUCAUUGGUAUAAAAAACAAUCAUUUAUUUAUAAAUUAGUUAACAAAGCUUUGAGAAAUAAAGAUAUUGAUCAAUUAUACAUGUUUCGUUUCUUUAUUAAUGAUCUUUCAGCAAAUCUUGCUUGUGAACAUGUAAAAAUGUUAUCAUCUUAUGAAAGAACAUUAACUGUUUAUCGUGGAAUACAACUAGAUAAAGAAGAAUUUGAUAAACUCCAGGAUAAUCAAGGUAAAUUAAUGUCAAUAAAUGGAUAUUUAUCAGCAAGUCGACUUCGUUCAUAUGCAUUUACAUUUGCAUUAAAAUCAAGUGAACGAACAGAUGUUAUUCCUGUUGUAUUUGAGAUUCUAUGUAACAUUGAAGAAGAACGUAAAAAUGUAAUAUUUGCUGAUGUUGCACAAUUUAGUGAAUAUCCUGAAGAAAAAGAAAUUCUAUUUGAUUUGAAUAUUACUUUUCGACUUGAAUCUAUGAGCAGAGAUGGUGAAGUAUAUGUAAUUAGGAUGCAAGCAUCAAAUGAAGGAGAACAAAUAACUAAAAAUUAUAUUGAAUUAGUACAACGUGAAACAAAAGAAGAAAGUGUUCAUAUUAUAUUUGGAAGAUUAAUGUGUAAAUUAGGUGAAUAUGAUAAAAGUGAAAAAUACUUUAGAGAAUUAUUAGAAAAUCCGAAUGAUGAAGAUAUUGCUUGGAUUGAAUUUAAUAUUGGUCGAGCUCUUGAUUUCAAAGGUGAAUCGGAAGCAGCACGAGAAUAUUAUCUGCGUGCAAAUGAUCGAAUGGUAAAUACUGAACCACCGCGUAUUAAAGAUUCAGCUUAUAUACUCACUAAUAUUGGUAGCAUUCUUCAUGAUCAAGAAGAGUAUGAUGACGCACUCGAUUAUUAUAAAGAAACAUUGAAAAAAUUGGAGAAAUGCUAUCCAUCCGGUCAUAUGAAUAUUGUUCAUAAUCUUAAUAACAUUGCAAGUAUACUGAAAAAACAACACAAGUAUGAUGAAGCUCUUGAAUACUAUCAACAAUCGCUCGAAAUGCAAGAAAUAUAUUAUCCAUCUGAUCAUGUGGGCAUUGCUACAACACUUAACAACAUUGGUGAUAUACUACGAAAGCGUGAAAAAUAUGAGGAAGCUCUUGACUAUUACCAACGAGCACUGCAAAUACAAGAGAAAUAUUAUCCAUCUAAUCACAUCAAUAUUGCUCAAACCCUUAAUAACAUUGGUUGUAGUCUUGGCAAUCAAAAAAAGUAUGAUAAAGCUCUUGAUUAUCAUCAACGUGCAUUAAAUAUUCGAGAAACAUGUUAUCCAUCUGGCCAUGUUGAUAUUGGAAAGAGUCUUAAUAAUAUUGGUUGGAUAUAUGAUGAACAAAGACAGUAUGAAGAAGCUUUCAAUUAUUAUCAGAGAGCACUCAAAAUUCAAGAAAAAUAUAAUCCAUCUGAUCAUAUUCAAAUUUCUCAAAUUCUAAAUAAUACUGGUACUAUUCUUCGUCAUCAAAAAAAAUAUAAUAAAGCUCUUGAAUAUCAUCACCGAGCAUUAAAAAUGCGAGAGAAAUAUAAUUCAUCUGGUUAUGUUGAUAUUGCUCGAAGUUUAAAUAAUAUUGGUUUUACUCUUGAUAAACAAGGAAAUUAUGAUGAAGCUCGAGAUUAUUAUCAACAAGCACUUACAAUGCAAGAGAAACAUUACCCAUCUGGUCAUGUUGAUAUUGCUUGGACUCUUAAUAGAAUUGGUGGUACUCUUCGUCAACAAAAGAAAUAUACUGAAGCUCUUCAUUUCUAUUUACAGGCAUUGAAUAUACAAGAAAAAUAUUAUUCAAAUGGUCAUGUUGAUAUUGCGUGGACUUUGAAUGGUAUUGGUAGUAUAUUAAGAAAACAAGGUAAAUAUGAUGAAUCGCUAAACUAUUACCAAAGAGCACUAAAAAUAGAAGAGAAAUUUUACUCAUGUAAUCAUACUGAUAUUGCUCGAACUUUAAACAAUAUCGGUCGUAUAUUUAGUCAACAACGGAAAUAUGACAAAGCUACUGAUUACUAUCAACGAGCAUUUAAGAUGCAAGAGAAAUUUUAUCCAUCGGGACAUAUUGAUAUGGCUUGGACUCUCAAUAGUAUAGGAGAUAUAUUACGAAAAGAAGAACAAUACGAUAAAGCGCUCGAUUAUCAUCAAAGAGCACUUAUAAUGCAACAGAAAUGUUAUCCAUCAGGACAUUUCUGUUUCGCUCGAAGUUUGAACGGUAUUGGUUGUGCCCUUGGAAACAAAAAGAAGUACGACGAAGCUCGUGACUAUCAUAAAGGAGCAUUGAAAAUACAAGAGAAAUACUAUCCAUCGGGUCAUGUCGAUAUUGCUCAUACUCUAAACAAUAUUGCUUGGAUUUAUGAUGAUCAAGGAAAAUACAGUGAAGCUCUUAACUACUAUCAACAAGCAUUAAAAAUUCGAGAAAAAUAUCAUCCAUCUGGUCAUACAGAGAUUGCUAAAAGUCUAAAUAAUAUUGGUUUUAUUCUUGAUAAUCAAAAACGAUAUGAUGAAGCUCGUGGUUACUAUCAACGAGCACUUGAUAUGUACGAAAAAUAUUAUUCAUCUGAUCAUAUCGAAAUUGCUGAUAGUUUCAGUAAUAUCGCAGUUUGUUACGAGAAAGAAAACAAGCCACUGAUGGCACUUGAUUGUUAUAAGCAAGCAUUGACUAUAUAUGAUAAACUUCUACCUAUUGACCAUCCAAAACGUACUAUGACCGAUCGUAGCAUUCAUCGUGUUACUGCCAAAAUAUGA
Molecule: messenger RNA, 3372 nt
Organism: Adineta steineri
Lineage: Eukaryota; Metazoa; Rotifera; Eurotatoria; Adinetida; Adinetidae
Source: the annotation of a GenBank genome assembly